AUGAUGAGAGGAGCUGAUCAGCUGCACUCUGUACUGGCUGUUACUUUUCUUCUCCUUGCGUCCAUUGCGGCAGCAUUCGAUCCAAGCCCUCUUCAGGACUUCUGUGUCUCCAUUGACGACCCCAAGCUCGGUGUGUUUGUGAAUGGCAAGUUCUGCAAGGACCCAAUGCAAGCCAAUGCCGACGACUUCACAUUUCGUGGCCUCAACUUGCCCGGAAACACAUCCAAUCCGGUUGGCUCAAACGUCACUUUGGUUAAUGUCGACCGAUUGAAAGGGCUCAACACUCUUGGCAUCUCUUUGGCUCGUAUCGACUAUGCCCCUUAUGGUGGUCUGAACCCUCCUCACACCCACCCUCGUGCCACCGAAAUUCUUGUGGUGGUCAAGGGCUCUCUCCAUGUCGGGUUUGUCACCUCCAACCCUCCCAAGCUCUUCACAAAAACCCUACACGUUGGAGAUGUUUUCGUCUUCCCAAUCGGUCUCAUUCACUUCCAAUUAAACGUGGCCAAUACCAACGCUAUUGCUUUUGCCGGAUUGAGCAGCCAGAAUCCAGGCACAAUUACUAUUGCCAAUGCGGUUUUUGGUUCCGAUCCCGCUAUCAAUCCUGAUGUUCUCACCAAGGCAUUCCAAGUGGACAAAAACUUGGUGGAUUACCUCCAAAAGCAGUUCUGGCCUGAAAAUUAA
Linum trigynum is the source of this 681-nucleotide messenger RNA. The record is from the annotation of a GenBank genome assembly. NCBI's taxonomy places the organism in Eukaryota, Viridiplantae, Streptophyta, Magnoliopsida, Malpighiales, Linaceae.